Messenger RNA from Penicillium cosmopolitanum, 1236 nucleotides. Its product is annotated as WD40 repeat domain-containing protein. The transcript has 2 exons. Lineage: Eukaryota; Fungi; Ascomycota; Eurotiomycetes; Eurotiales; Aspergillaceae. Bases 1 to 1236 code for a protein of 411 amino acids. The record is from RefSeq and is a predicted model, not a curated record. Gene Ontology annotation, molecular function: protein binding.
AUGUUUGAAUCAAUCUGUUCGCUUCCGCUCUCAUCGGACCUGUUCUCUCAGGCUCUUCACCCUCGAGAGCCCGUGGUCGCCGUUGGUUUGGCUGCUGGCCAUGUUCAGACCUUCCGCUUGCCAUCGGAGGAGGAAGACGAGGAUGAUGCAGGCUCAUGCUGCUCGUCGCACAAUGGAAGAGGACACAUUGACACAAUGUGGAAAACGAGGAGACACAAGGGCAGCUGCCGGUGCUUGGGAUAUGGAGUUGACGGCGAGACUUUGUACUCCGCCGGUACCGACGGUCUUGUCAAAGCUGCGAAUUCUGAGACUGGCAAAGUGACCAACAAGAUCGCAAUUCCUUUGGAAAAGAACGGCUCCAUCGAUGCCCCGACCGUGAUCCACGCCCUCUCCCCCCAGACUCUUCUACUUGCUACCGACUCCAGCGCUCUACACCUCUACGAUCUGCGCAUUCCCUACUCCAAGGUUUCUGUUAAACCCGAACAGUCCCACCACCCUCACGACGAUUACAUCGCUUCCCUCACUCCUCUCCCGGCCUCCGAUACCAGUACCUCGGGAUUUAGCAAGCAAUGGGUCACUACCGGCGGCACUACUCUCGCCGUGACGGAUCUGCGAAGAGGUGUCUUGAUGCGCAGUGAAGAUCAGGAGGAGGAACUUAUCAGUUCGACUUAUAUUGGUGGCCUUCCCACCAGCGGAACCAGCCGCGGCGAGAAGGUCGCUGUAGGAGGUGCCGGUGGUGUCUUGACCCUUUGGGAGAAGGGCGCUUGGGAUGACCAGGAUGAGCGAAUCUACGUGUCUCGCGACGCGGAGGGUGGCGAGUCUAUCGAGACCAUGGCGAUCGUGCCGGAUGAGCUGGGCCACGGCAAGAUGAUCGCUGCCGGUCUUGGGAACGGUCUGAUCAAGUUUGUUCGCAUUGGUGCCAACAAGGUUGUGUCAGAAGCCAUUCACGAUGAGACCGAGGGUGUUGUUGGUCUCGGGUUCGAUGUUGAGGGUCGCAUGGUCUCUGGUGGUGGACAGAUCGUCAAGGUCUGGCACGAGGCUAUGGAGACUGACGGUGAGGCUGGCGAUGAUGAAAUGGCUGGCGGCAAACACUUCCGCGGCGAUAGCGAUGACAGCGAUGACUCUGAUGAUGAUAAGCAAGAACGACAGAGUGUGGAUCGCAAGAAGCGCAAGAAGACCAAGGGCAAGGACCGUAGUGGUGGACAGCACGUCAUGGGAUUCGCCGAUAUGGACUGA